UGAAAUGUUAGCUCGCUCUUCUCUUCGCUCUCCUCGUUGGCUUCCACUUGGUGCGUAAUUUGGCGACGGUUUUACGCGCCGUUUGGUUUCGUGUUUUUGUUUUUGUUUUUUCUUCUUAUUCUUUCAGUUUUUCUCCUCAUUUCGAGCCAAAUGGAGGAAAAAGUUGUGAUGAAAGCUCCCUAAUCGCCGCCGCCUGACCACCAUGGAGGGAUCCAGCGGGUCUAGUUUCGGAAUAGACACUAUCCUGUCCGCGUCCAACCCGUGCACUUCUGCGCUCAUGAACGGAGACUUUCGUGCGGAUUACCGCGGACAGUCCACCCCUUCCCCGUGCUCGGAAGUGGACACGGUGGGCACGGCGCCCUCCUCGCCCAUCUCGGUUACCGCGGAGCCUCCCGAGCCGCACGGGCUCCUCCAAGACGGCCUUCAUCACCACCACCAUCAGCAGCACCAUCAGCACCACCAUCAUCAUCCUCACCGCCAGCUCUCGCCGCAGCCUCAGGCCCCGCGGACUGCCACCUCCUCUUUCCUCAUCAAGGACAUCCUGGGCGACGGCAAGCCGCUGGCCGCCUGCGCGCCCUACAGCACGAGCGCCGCGGCGCAGUCCCCGCACCAGCACGCGCCCAAGGCGGAGGGGGGCGGACCCGGAGCCGCCGGAGGAGCCGGAGGAGCCGCAGAUCCGUUCAGGAGCAAAGCGGAGCAGGAGGAGAGCAGGAGCAAAGCGGAGAAAAGGGAGGACGCGCAGGGAGACAAGUGCAAAGCCACUAAAGAGGAGGGGGAUCGGGAGAUCUCCAGCUCCAGAGACAGCCCCCCAGUGCGCACUAAGAAGCCCCGGAAAGCGCGCACGGCCUUCUCGGACCAUCAGCUGAACCAGCUGGAGCGCAGCUUCGAGAGGCAGAAGUACCUGAGCGUGCAGGACCGUAUGGACCUGGCGGCGGCGCUCAAUCUGACCGACACGCAGGUCAAAACCUGGUACCAGAACAGACGGACUAAGUGGAAGCGGCAGACGGCGGUGGGUUUGGAGCUGCUCGCGGAGGCGGGAAGUUACUCAGCGCUGCAGCGGAUGUUUCCGUCGCCCUACUUCUAUCCCCCGGGGCUGCUCGGGGGGGUGGACGGCAGCACGGCGGCGGCCGCAGCGGCGGCCAUGUACAGCAGCAUGUACCGGAGCCCCAGCGCGCCGCAUCCCGCGCUCCACAGACCGCCGCUCGUUCCGCGCGUGCUCAUCCACGGGCUCGGGGCGGGGGGGCAGCCAGCCCUCAACCCACUGGGGACCCAACACCCCCGGUAAAAUUACCCAGGGGUGGCGGGGGGAGUUUAUAAUAAA
Molecule: messenger RNA, 1321 nt
Organism: Colossoma macropomum (tambaqui)
Lineage: Eukaryota; Metazoa; Chordata; Actinopteri; Characiformes; Serrasalmidae
Gene: barhl2
Product: BarH-like homeobox 2
Exons: 3
Coding region: 203-1285 (360 amino acids)
Biological process (GO): regulation of transcription by RNA polymerase II
Cellular component (GO): nucleus
Molecular function (GO): DNA-binding transcription factor activity, RNA polymerase II-specific; RNA polymerase II transcription regulatory region sequence-specific DNA binding
Source: RefSeq, a predicted model, not a curated record